Salvelinus namaycush (lake trout) is the source of this 5363-nucleotide messenger RNA. Its product is annotated as oxysterol-binding protein 2-like. Lineage: Eukaryota; Metazoa; Chordata; Actinopteri; Salmoniformes; Salmonidae. The record is from RefSeq and is a predicted model, not a curated record. Gene Ontology annotation, molecular function: cholesterol binding. Gene Ontology annotation, cellular component: membrane; cytosol; intracellular membrane-bounded organelle. The coding region runs from base 1 to 2097 and encodes 698 amino acids. The transcript has 14 exons.
AUGCGAGAGUUUGUGUUCUCGAAGACUCAGGCAGAGAUGGCCCACACUUGCCGUGGCACCAUCACCCUGGCGACGGCACACAUUGAGGUGGGUGACACCUGCCACCUGGUGCUGACCAGCGGAGGGCGGAACUACCACCUGAAGGCCACUUCCGAUGGGGAGAGUCAGCGCUGGGUCUCGGCUCUCCAACAGGCUAAGGCCAACACCACUCACAUGAUGCACCAAUCAGAUGACUCUGGAGACGAGGCCCCUGUGCCCCAGCCAGACCGGGCCCUGACCCAGGGGGCUCUGAAGACCCUGGCCAGUAAGCUGGACGACCUGAGCACCUGCAACGAGCUAAUCGGCAAACACGGCACCGCCCUGCAGCGAUCCCUCAGCGAGCUCGAGGACCUGCGCACGGCCACCGACGGCACCGACAAACUCAAGACCGUCAACGAGCGUGCCACGCUCUUCCGCAUCACCUCCAAUGCUAUGAUCAAUGCCUGUCGGGACUUCCUGGACGUAGCAGAGACACACAGCCGAAAGUGGCAGAGAGCCCUGCAGUAUGAGAGAGAACAGCGCCACCACCUGGAGGAGACUAUUGAACAGCUAGCCAAGCAGCACAACAGCCUGGAGAGGGCCUGGAGAGAGGCUCCCAGCACACACCCAGCAGACGGAGGUGAGAGGAGGCGGGAGGGGGAUGCCAGUGAUGAGAAUGAGGACACAGAAUUUUUUGAUGCUAUGGAGGACUCCCCUGCUUUCAUCACAGUGACUGCCACUGACCACACCCAGCACAGACGCUCAGCCAGUAACCAGAGUAUCAUGAGCGGACGAUUACCCAAUAAUGAAUGGAGCCACGACGAGAAGGACGCUGGCUCUGACAACAUGCAGCUGCGCAGAGUUAGACGCAGCCGCAUCCCAGACAAACCCAACUACUCCCUCAACUUGUGGAGCAUCAUGAAGAACUGCAUCGGCAAGGAGCUGUCCAAGAUUCCCAUGCCUGUGAACUUCAACGAGCCCCUGUCGAUGCUGCAGCGUCUGACUGAGGAUCUGGAGUACAGUGACCUGCUGGACCGGGCGUCUCGCUGUGAAUCGUCCCUGGAGCAGAUGUGCCUGGUGGCAGCCUUCUCUGUGUCCUCCUACUCCACCACCAUCCACCGCACUGCCAAGCCCUUCAACCCCCUGCUGGGGGAGACCUACGAGCUGGACCGCCUGGACGACUUGGGCUACCGCUCCAUCUGCGAGCAGGUCAGUCACCACCCCCCAGCCGCCGCCCACCAUGUGACUUCACAGCGAGGCUGGACCCUGUGGCAGGAGAUCACUAUCGACAGCAAGUUCAGAGGGAAAUACAUUUCUGUCAUGCCAUUAGGCUGUAUCCACCUGCAGUUCCACUCCAGUGGGAAUCACUAUGUGUGGGGCAAAGUUACCUCCACGGUGCACAACAUCAUAGUAGGAAAACUGUGGAUUGACCAGUCUGGGGACAUUGAAAUAGUCAACCACAGGACCAAGGACACCUGCCACCUCAAGUUUGUCCCUUACAGUUACUUCUCCAGAGACCUCCCACGCAAGGUGACAGGUGUGGUAGCAGACAGCGAGGGCACGGCCCACCAUAUCCUGUCUGGGACCUGGGACGAGAAGAUGGAGAGUGCCAAGAUAGUAGAAAGCAGCCGGGGAUGUGGAGGGUCAGAGGGCAAACAAAAGACUGUCUACCAGACCCUCCAGCCCAAACUGCUGUGGAAGAAAUACCCACUUCCGGAGAAUGCUGAGAACAUGCACUUCUUUUCCUCCCUGGCCUUGACCCUGAACGAGCCUGAGGAGGGCGUGGCCCCCACUGACAGCCGCCUGAGGCCCGACCAACGGCUGAUGGAGGCGGGGCUGUGGGACGAGGCCAACGCCCACAAACAGCGUCUGGAGGAACGACAGAGGCUGGAGAGAAGGAAGAGGGAGGCACAGGCCACACAGGCCCUGGAAGAAGGGCAAGACUUUGAGGGCUUCCAGCCGCUGUGGUUCGAGAGGAGGACAGAUGAUUCAACGGGGGAGAGCACUUACGUGUACAGGGGUGGAUACUGGGAGUCCAAAGACAGACAGGACUGGAGCCAAUGCCCUGAUAUCUUCUAAGACUCUGCCCCUGGGACUGUGACAUCAUCACUGGAGGGCCGAGCUGAGGGACUGAUCGACAAGCAAAGGGAGGAUCCACACGCUGAAGACACAUGGAUAUGUAGACAGCUCUUUGUCUGUGUAUGUGUAUUUGUGUGUGUUCCAGAAAGAUAGAGCCCUCCAUUGAGAAUAAUGUAAACUUCCCAUACUUCAAGAACUGAGAUAUAAACAUAAUCUGUCCCCCUCCCCGAUGUAGUUCUCUAAUCAAACAUGCUCUGUAUCAUAACACCUGUGUGUUUCUCACUCACUGAGUGAGUGUGUGAGUGUGUGUGCAACAGCGUGAGUGAGACAGACAAAUAACUAUUUAUGAGAGAAUAUUUUGAGUGUGAGGGAAAGAGUUAGAAAAUAGCUACUGCAUGGAAAACCAUAUGUUUUUGAGCUGGUAUGUAUGGUGGUGCCUGGUGCCCCAUUGAUCUGGUAAUAAGGUAAUAACUACCGUAAGUAUAUAAUAUUAUACAAUAAUAGGCAGAGGCCAGAAGGAAAGUGAAAGAGUUUGGGUUUUGGUGCUAGGAUAGGAUGUCCUGUUCCUCUGAGCUGGUUAGGAACAGAGUGUUCCUCCUGCUGGAGAUAUAUAACAUUUAUGUUGCACUGGCCAAUAGGAAUGUCAGGAGAUAAAGCUCCCCAGGUUUGUCUAACUGAAAGGUUAUGAAACAAAAAGCUGCACAUAGAAAUAGAGUAACCAGAACAGACACGACUCUCUACUUCAAGUAUCUCCAAUAUACUUUACAUAUCUAUAUGGAACAUUGUUUCCUUCCAUGCAACAACUAGGCACUCCCCAGGUUUGUAACAAACUGCUUUUCUGCAGUGCAUGAAAACACAGGUGUAGAGGACGCUGGUAUCACUAUGGGCACUUUUGAUUUAAUAUCUGUACAGACAUAAUCUCUGAGACCCAGAACUAAAAUCUAUACCAGUUAUGUUACGUGUGUCUGUCCACAAGAGAUUAGUACAGACCUAAAAUAAUUAGGGGAAUUUUGAGGAUGUUACAAGCUACCCACGAUUAUAUCGAUUUUGUUCAAAUGUCUUGAUUUCUCAAAUGUUGGUCAUACAGUCGCUAGUGAAAGUCUACACCUCCCUUGCACAGUCUUCACAUUUUGUGAAUUAAUUUUGCUGCCUUAAAAUGUAAUCUCAAAAGGGAAUACAUUUGAUUUAUUUCCUACCGAUCUACACAACCUUAUCCACAUUUUUAAGUUAAAGAGAAUUCUAGAAAAAUAUCCAAAUUAAUACUAUAUAAAAAACAAAGAUGUCUUGAUUGCGUAUGUCUUCACAGCCCAGAGUUAAUGCUUGGUGGAAGCACCUUUGGGCAACAUUUAUCCAUUGUUUUUAUAAAAAUUGCUCAAGCUCAAUAAAUUUGGGUGGGAGUCAUUGAUGGACAGCAAUAUUCAAACCUCAAAUUUAAGUCAGGAACACUCAACACCUCUUAGAAAUCCAUUCUGGUGUUUUUGACGUUUUAAAUUGUGUAAUCAUCCCACAAUAAUAAAACUAUCCCAGGGUUAGCUUUUCAGAAGACUGAGGUGGGUUUUCCUCUAAAUUUCAACCUGGGCUUUGCUCCUUUCUAUUUUAUUUUAUCCUGACAAACUCCCCAGUCCCUGCCGGUGACCAGCAUACCCAUAACAUGUUGCUGCCACCGCAAUACUUGAAAAGACUGAGGGUUUCACUCAGUGUUGUGUUGUAAUGGAUUUGACCCAAGCCUGUAGUUUUUAAUUUGGGCAAAAAAGUCCAUGUCUGCCGUGUUGUCUUGCAGUAUUACUUAACAGCCUUGUUGCAAACAGAAUGGAUGAUUUGGAGUGGAUUUUUUAAAACAGGCUUUAUUCUUUUCACUUUGUCAUACAGGUCAGUAAUGUGGAUGUGAAUGCAAUAUUGUUGAUCCUUUUCUAUUUUCGAGUAUUGUGGUGGCAGCAUCAUGUUAUGGGUAUGCUGGUAACUGGCAGGGACUGAGGAGUUAAUGUUGAUGGGAAAGACACACCAGAUCGGCUUUUAGGUCUUGAGUGUUCCUGAAUGAUCCAGUCUCAGUCCUGACUUUUAAAUAUGCUUAACAAUCUAAGACUAGGUUUGAAUAUUGCUGUCCAUCCAACGACUCCCAACCAAAUUUACUGGGCUUGAGCAAUUUUGACAAAGUAUGGAUAUAUGUUGCCCUAAUAGUUGUGCAAAAUUGGUAGAAUCUUAUUCAAAAUGUUUCACAGCUGUAAUGGCAGCCAAAGGUGCUUCCACCAAGUAUUAACUCUGGGGUCUAAAGACAUACAGAAUCAGGACAUCUAUGUUCUAUUUUUUGUUUUGUAAUUUGGAAAAUUCGAAAAAAAAUCUUUCACUUUGGAAAUGUGAAGUAGGCAGUAGGAACAAAAAUCCAAUUUAAUCAAUUUUUAGAUGUACUGAAUUUUAAGGCAGCAAAAUGUGAAGACUUUAUAAGGGGUGUGUAGACUUUCACUAGGCACUCGUUUGAGUGCCUAAUUGUGUACAGACAAAAUCUUAAAUUGUUUCAUGAUUCCUCCCUGUGCAAUGAAAUGUUUCAAAGUCUUAUAUUUUUUUAAAUAUUAAGAAAUCAUAUGAAUUAUACUAUAACAUGUGUAAUGGCGAGUUUCACGGUGCAAUUGAGGUGGGUAAUUCAAUUAUUACACAUCUUUGUGUUUGACUGCAGGCAUUUAAACAUGCACAAUCAAUGAACUCAAACGAGUGUUGUGGCACCACGUGUAGCUCAUGCAUGGUUUAGUGUGCUCAUACACUGUUAUCUAGUAUUAAUUAGGCAUUCAUUAGUAUCAAUUAGUUGUUUCUAGACUUCAUUCACAGAAGAACAUGUGAAUUCACCUCUUGUGCCCUAGGCCUUCGGAAAUAUAUUUUUUUUUAGCUCAAACACAAAGUGUCUCAAUGUAGUCUUUCAAACACUCGCAAUGUCAUUAGAGAUGGUCUAUAAUGUUGUAAUCGGCUUUGGUGUCAGUUCUCAACUCAAGACAAAGAUGAGAAAUAAAUGAGACAAGCCUUCAGGAAGGAUGAUGUUCCCUGAAGACCCAUAGCCAAGAGGAGAUUUCCACUGGGACUAUCUGUCUGAUCUGGGCUUGCUGGUUGGAUGAAGGAGCAGCAGAAGCCCUGGGGUCUCAUGAUGGGGUAGUGAAAGGACACUGAAGGCUGCACACUCCACUUUAGGCUACUUGUUUGAUGUCACCUUGUCUCUAGCACACAUGUAUUCAAGGUGUAACACUGAAUAAACACAAAUAAAUCUACCUAUGUGCACUUUA